Messenger RNA from Triticum aestivum (bread wheat), 1001 nucleotides. Its product is annotated as AT-hook motif nuclear-localized protein 16. NCBI's taxonomy places the organism in Eukaryota, Viridiplantae, Streptophyta, Magnoliopsida, Poales, Poaceae. Bases 161 to 802 code for a protein of 213 amino acids. The record is from RefSeq and is a predicted model, not a curated record. Gene Ontology annotation, molecular function: DNA-binding transcription factor activity; minor groove of adenine-thymine-rich DNA binding. Gene Ontology annotation, cellular component: nucleus. Gene Ontology annotation, biological process: vegetative to reproductive phase transition of meristem. The transcript has a single exon.
CACUUUACCACUAAACUACUCAUCACGCGUAUUUCCCUGCUUAACAGCUUAUACUCGUACUUCGAACAACACCGACCCCGCCCUUAAAAAGCCAUCUAACCCCUGUAAUUAACCUCCACAAAGGACGUGCAGAAGCACACACAAAAAUAAUCUUUUUACCAUGGGCAUGGCCACCGCAGCCGCCGCGACGACGGCCGCUCCGGACAGGCUCCGGCAGCCGUGCAGGCCGAGGCCGGCGGCGCAGAUCUCCUCCUCCAAGAACCGCGCGCCCAAGGCGCCCGUGGUGAUCGCGCACGAGUGCCCCAGCGCGAUGCGCGCCCACGUCCUGGAGGUGCCCGCCGGGCGCGACGUCCUGUCGUGCGUCGCGGCGUUCGCGCGGCGGGGGCGCUGCGGCGCGCUGGUGCUGGGCGCCGCCGGGCACGUCGCGGACGUCGUGCUCAGGGAGCCGGCGCUGGUGCUCCGGGGCACGACGGAGAUCCUGAGCCUGGCAGGGUGCUUCUUCCCGUCUCCCUCGGCGUCAGCGGCGGGCGUCGCGGUGUUCCUGGCCGGGCCGCGAGGCAGCGUGCUGGGCGGCGCCGUCGCGGAGGGAGGGCUCGUGGCCGCCGGUCCGGUGGUGGUGAUGGUGGCCACGUUUGUCGCGGCUGCGAUCGACCGGUUGCCUCUGGUGAAGGGGGACGGAUCCUCCAAGGCGGACGGGAGCGACGUGCACGGCGUGGCCGGACAGUGGCGGUGCGGCGGCCAGCCGCUGCAGCAACAGUGCGGAUGGGCGCCGCUGCGUCGGAAGCUGGGCGCGAAGAGCUGAACCGUAUGCACCGAGUGGAGAAUAUAGAUUGGGCCGUCAUAUUGUUCGUUGGCAAGCAGGCCGAAGUGGAGUUUUGGUCCAAGCUUUGAAAAAAAAAAUCCAUGUUCUGCUUUUAUCUUCUUUGGCUGUGAGACAACAGAAACUUUUCAAUGUCUCGAAAGAAACACAAACUUUUCAUGAAGAUACAGUAUUAAAAAUA